AUGUAUUUAUACUCAGGUUCCAGUCGGUCAUCUUUGGAAAGUUUCGAUUCUUCAGACUGGCUAGCACAGAUCUCACAGACCGGCUUCUACUCGCACCACUACGACAAAUCAUCAUACAUAAAUGAUUACAAUGGUGAUUAUGAUGAUGAAGACGAUGGUGAUAACAAAAAAAGAAACUACCACAAUGACGUUGAUAGCGAUCAAAACUCGGCCGAAGCGAAUUUUACAGAUUUGAUUUCGAAGAAAAUUUCUCCGCUAUCUAACAGUGAAAUAUUCCGGAGUAUCAACUCCAGUGAUGACAUCAACAAUUUGACUGCUUUGGCAUCAUUUGACGUGAGUGUAAAUUCGACACUUCCGAACGACGAAGCCACGACCGUCGACGACUACGACAACAAAAAACAGCGCGCAUACCACCACAAAUUCAAACGUAGCAACAGGAAGACUUCUAUUUUACUGAGUCACACCUUCCUUCCUCGUCCUUCCACUGAACUGGCUUCAUCCGAACUAGUCCCACCCGGAAACAUCACGAAAUUUUCCCGUACGGAUAGGACUAUUGAGUUAAGGGCAUAUCAACCACUGGAAGCCUCAUUUAAAAUCAACUGCCUGACCUACCUCUCCUUUGCACGGCACCCACUUUUCAGUUGGUACAACAGGAAGAAUGACGACCUAGCUAGGAAAUCCUCGCAGAAACAAGUCAAAGUUGAGAAAGAUGAAAAUUCCCUGAUAUUGGUGUUUCAGAGAAUAGUUUAUGAAAAUUCGGGUUUCUACUUCUGCAGGGGAACGUUUGGGAGCAUUUUCUACGAGCUCAAAGUUGUCCUUUUUGUGUACGGAAUAGCGGAAAUGUCAUUGAAAUCAUUUUUCCCGGUUUACGUAGAGCAAUGCGGUGAUCCUUAUACGGAGAAACUCUUCAAGAUGAUUUCUAAUAAAGUGUGUUCCUCAACUGGUAGUGAGACUCCGUUUGAUUGCAAUUAUGAUGUGAAAGCGACUUGUCGGGAGGACCUGGAUUCUAAGGAUAAUCCACGCGUGUUAGUGCUGGAGACGAUAAUAGUGCGUAAGACAAAUCCACUAACCAUCUACAAAGUCGAUGGUGACGUAGAAGAGUGCUUGGUUCCAUGUAAAGUUACAAGAAUGAAGGAACUUAUCAUAAGUUCGAUAGCUACAACGAAUCAAUACAUCACCGAGCUGAUGCGGGAGUUAGAAGCUGCCUGCCUUCCAGGAACUAAACUCGAUCAGUGGGGUGACAUAAAACAAUGCAGUCCAUGCGAAAAAGGAUUCUAUCAGGAUAAACCGGGUCGGUACAAGUGCAAAAAAUGUAGCGCCAACAUGACCACCAAAGAUGUUGGAUCCGUUACCGACUUCUCCUGCAGACCGUCUGAUUUCGUCCAAGAGGCACAGGAUGUAGAUUCUUCGGUACUGCACGCUGGCAAGCUGAUCGAGGCGCAGACAGUUCAACAGUUAGAUUACAUCUUCUACUGUGUGGCUGCUGGCAUUGUGGCCUUUCUCAUAUUAAGCCUAUUAUGCUAUUAUUGGCCCGGCUAUUGCCUACCGUUUCUGUUCGGAGAGUGCACUAAACAAAUUUGCAGAAAGUCAUGCAGACCCUGUUACAAAAAAAUUUGGGGCCAAAAACAACUGCCCACUCCGUUUGAGAGGAAACGCAGAAAGAAGAAAUUGGCCGAGAUGGAGAGGAGGAGAAAUGAACAAGUCCAGUUCAAGCUGGUGUUCGAGUAA
Molecule: messenger RNA, 1728 nt
Organism: Helobdella robusta
Lineage: Eukaryota; Metazoa; Annelida; Clitellata; Rhynchobdellida; Glossiphoniidae
Exons: 11
Coding region: 1-1728 (575 amino acids)
Source: RefSeq, a predicted model, not a curated record